Drosophila novamexicana is the source of this 2281-nucleotide messenger RNA. Its product is annotated as organic cation transporter protein. Gene Ontology annotation, biological process: transmembrane transport. The transcript has 7 exons. The coding region runs from base 127 to 2157 and encodes 676 amino acids. The record is from RefSeq and is a predicted model, not a curated record. Lineage: Eukaryota; Metazoa; Arthropoda; Insecta; Diptera; Drosophilidae. Gene Ontology annotation, molecular function: transmembrane transporter activity. Gene Ontology annotation, cellular component: membrane.
AACAAUCAACCGCGCGACUCGGAGCAAUACAAUCGAUCAGCAAAUAAAUACAAAAACGACACAUAUUUUUACUAAGUGUUAUACAUUUAAUUGUUGUGCUCUUUUUUUAUACUCCUCUUUUGCGAUAUGAGUGGAGUGCUGCGACGCGGUUCCCUGAAUUUCGAUUGCACUGGCGGCAGCUCGCGGGGCAGCCUUGAUUCGAACCUUUAUGGCGGCUACCGCGAGACAAAGCCAGUGCCAGGCACACCGGAAAUAAGUGUAAUUGCCAUGGACUUUCGUCGCCAUUCGGAUGACCUGAAGAAGGUUGGCUUCGUGGCUGGGGCUGCACCCACGCCUAGCACCGUCAAGGAUCUUAGCCAGGACGUCGAUAGCGAUGUUUUAUCAAAUUUCUUGGGCCAUUAUCGUAAAUGGAGCUUCAUGUGGACAUUUCUAUUGUGCUUGUUCCAGAUACCCACCACAUUUCAUUUGUUUAUGUUUGUUAUGCAAACGGUUGAAGCAAAUACGGGCGAAUUGUCGCCAAUGUUGCUGGCCACGCCCAUAAGCGACGACCAGUUGGAGCUACUCCAAAUGAAGACUCUGCAAGGGCUGUUGGGCUCGGCAAGUCGCUGGCAGUGCAUGUGGUGUGCCAUUCUCUCUAUCCACCAGGCCAUUUGUACGUUCCACAUAUUCGUGUAUGUGUUUCAGACCGCUCCAAAGGACUUUUGGUGUGCCCGACCAAAAAAUCUGCUCGAACUGGGCGUCACGGAAUGGCGUAACCUCAGCCAGAGCUCCAAUGGCUGUCACUUGCGAGAUAUCGAUUACAGCCAGGUGAUCGUGGAGAAUGGCCAGCUGAUCAAUUGGCCCAGCAAUGUCAGCGAUGUGGGCUAUAGACAGUGUCAGCAAUUUGAGUUCUCUGAUAUUGAUGGCAACGCUAAAACGCUGGUGCAGGAGUUUGGUCUGGUUUGUGGAAACAACAUAUCAAACUAUGUGGAAAUGUGUUUUCUGAUGGGCGCAGCAGCUGGUGCGGUCCUCUCGGGCUGGAUCUCGGACCGUUUUGGCCGCCGACACACAUUGAUGAGCUUUGUGUUCAUACAAACUGUUUUCGGUGGAAUUUUGGCCUUCUCAACAUCGGUGGCCAUGUUCAUGUCGCUACGUGUUAUAAUUGGAUUCGCAUCAAUGACCGUGACUGUUGUUAGCUUCGUGUUGGUCGUCGAGUUGGUAUCCGGCAAAUGGCGCACAGUAAUCGGUAUAUUAAACAUUUUACCAGUCGCCAUCUCUUAUGUCCUAUCGUCUGGCAUUGCCUAUCUCAUCCGAGACUGGCGCACUCUGCAGCUGGUCAUAUCCUGGCCAUGGCUGGCCUUGUUGUCCAUUUGGUACUGGCUGCCGGAAUCUCCACGCUGGCUCUUGGCACAGGGUCGCCUCGAGGAGCUAGGUCGUCUGCUUGAAGGCGCGGCUAAGAUGAAUGGCACAACGCUGCCCAGCAACUAUCAAAAGACGCUUGAAGCCGCCGCCCCAAUGGCUGCCCAGCCCAAGGAGCCAUCCCAGACAGAUGUAGUCAACGCGCCCGUUGAGGAGGGCAAGGCCCAAAUGGAUUCACACAAUAUGGAUCUGCAUGUGAAUCCACUGUUUGUUGUCUUUGGCAGCAAGUACUGGCGCACCACAGUCCUUACCCUGAUUAUUUGGCUCACCCUUAUCAUCAUCUAUUUCGGACUGACCCUGCAUCUGAGCAAUUUAGGUGGCAAUAUAUACAUUAACAGCGCUGUGGCCGGAAGCGUGGAGGCAAUUUCCAUAUGUAUUAGCAUUUUCAUAGUUCUGAAAGCGGGCAUUAGACGCAGCCUUCUGGGCUACAUGCUGUUGCCGGGCCUCUGCUGUCUGGCCACCAAUUUAGUGCCCCAGGGCGGGGAUAAUCAGACAGGCGUCAUUGCAUUGGCCAUUAUAGCAAAGUGUUUGAUAGGCGCAAAUAAUGCCAUUAUACCCACCUACACGGCUAUGCAGUACCCGACUAUUGUGCGUAACUUUGGCGUCGGAAUGGGAAAUUUGGCGUCAGGCAUUGGGCUCAUACUGGUUCCGUCCUUGUGGCAGCUGGAACGUUAUGACGCUCUGCUACCUCUUAAUAUCAUGGGAGUUUGUGGCUUGAUUGGCGCUGUUGCAUUAACUCUGAUGAAGGACGUCGAAUAGUUAAUCUCUUUGUAUAUUUAUUUGAUGUGAAUUCUAUCUGUGAUAUAUUGGAAAUAUCGGUCAAUGGGCAUACACAAAAUCAUUCUUCUCAGCCUUUGUUGAGCAUUCCUUGUUUUUUAUUCGC